AGCUCCAGUUGGAACAGGACGCCAGGGAAGACAGCUGGGAAGAGGGACAUUUAGUUUGGUGAGUUUACUGGGCCCUUCUAGCAUUUUAGGACCUUGGCUCGCGGUCGCUGUCUCCGCUGGAGUUUCUUAUUUCAGAUACCAAUUCGUCCUGCAGUGUUGGGACUGAUUGACCAUUAAGCGGUGGCCAUGUCUGGGAGUGGCUGGAAUCAGUGAUCCCACUCGGGAGGGAGACUGCACCGCCGAGUUCCGACAUUUUCUACCGCCUGAGAAGGGCCUUUCCACUUCGACCAGCCUCCGGGGGCUCUGGGAAGAGCCGGCUUCACUCCCGCGCGCAGAAACUUGGCUGAGCUAGUACCAUGAAAGAAGAGGUGAAGGGAAUUCCUGUUAGAGUGGCACUGCGUUGUCGCCCCCUGGUCUCUAAAGAGAUCAGUGAAGGCUGCCAGACAUGCCUUUCCUUUGUGCCUGGAGAGCCUCAGGUGGUGGUUGGUACUGAUAAAUCAUUUACCUACGAUUUUGUGUUUGACCCCUCUACUGAACAGGAAGAGGUCUUUAAUACAGCCGUAGCUCCACUCAUAAAAGGCAUAUUUAAAGGAUAUAAUGCAACUGUCCUAGCCUAUGGGCAGACUGGAUCUGGAAAAACCUAUUCAAUGGGAGGUGCAUACACUGCAGAGCAAGAACAUGAAUCAACUAUUGGGGUCAUUCCCAGAGUAAUACAACUGCUCUUCAAAGAAAUUAAUAAAAAGAGUGACUUUGAAUUUAGUCUGAAAGUGUCUUACUUGGAGAUUUAUAAUGAAGAAAUUUUGGAUCUUCUAUGUCCAUCUCGUGAGAAAGCUUCUCAAAUAAAUAUCCGGGAGGAUCCUAAGGAAGGCAUAAAGAUUGUGGGGCUCACAGAGAAGACCGUGCUAGUUGCCUCCGACACAGUUUCCUGUCUAGAGCAGGGUAACAACUCCAGGACUGUGGCCUCCACAGCUAUGAACUCCCAGUCAUCUCGCUCUCAUGCCAUCUUUACAAUCUCCAUAGAACAAAGGAAGAAAAAUGACAAAAAUAGCAGUUUUCGUUCCAAGCUGCAUCUUGUAGACCUUGCUGGAUCAGAAAGACAGAAGAAAACCAAGGCAGAAGGAGAUCGUCUGAAAGAGGGUAUUAAUAUUAACCGAGGCCUUCUGUGCUUGGGAAAUGUAAUCAGUGCUCUUGGAGAUGACAAAAGGGGUAACUUUGUGCCCUACAGAGAUUCCAAGCUGACUCGACUGCUUCAAGAUUCUCUAGGAGGCAAUAGCCAUACUCUUAUGAUAGCUUGUGUGAGUCCUGCUGAUUCCAAUCUAGAGGAAACAUUAAAUACCCUUCGCUAUGCUGACAGAGCGAGAAAAAUCAAGAACAAGCCUAUUAUUAAUAUUGAUCCCCAGGCAGCUGAACUUAAUCAUCUUAAAAAACAGGUCCAGCAGCUGCAGGUCUUGUUGCUGCAAGCCCAUGGAGGUACUUUGCCAGAAAAUAUAAAUGUGGAACCAUCAGAAAAUCUACAGUCCCUGAUGGAGAAGAAUCAGGCUCUGGUGGAAGAGAAUGAAAAAUUAAGUCGUGGCCUGAGUGAGGCAGCUGGUCAGACAGCCCAAAUGUUGGAGAGGAUCAUUUUGACAGAACACGCAAACGAGAAAAUGAGCACCAAGCUAGAAGAACUCAGACAGCAUGCAGCUUGUAAGGUGGAUCUUCAAAAGCUAGUGGAUACAUUGGAAGAUGAAGAAUUAAAAGAAAACAUAGAGAUCAUUUGCAACCUUCAACAAAUUAUUACCCAGUUAUCUGUAAGCCAAGAUGAAGCUGUUUCUUGCAUGACUGCAACCAUUGAUACUGCAGUGGAAGCAGACACUCAAGUGGAAACCAGUACAGAUACCAGCAGGUCUUCAAAUAUUUUCAACACUCAACAUGCCCUACAUCAGGCUCAGAUGUCCAAGGAGCUGAUUCGGUUGAAUAAAGAACUUGCAUUGAAAGAGGCCCUAGCUAAGAAGAUGACUCAGAAUGACAACCAACUGCAGCCCAUUCAGUCCCAGUACGAGGAUAACAUUAAAAAUCUAGAAUUGGAAGUCCUCAGUCUACAGAAGGAAAAAGAAGAAUUGGUUCUUGAACUUCAAACAGCAAAGAAGGAUGUCAACCAAGCCAAGUUGAGUGAACGCCGUCGCAAGCGUCUUCAGGAGCUGGAGGGUCAAAUAGCAGAUUUGAAAAAGAAACUACAUGAACAGUCCAAACUUUUGAAGCUGAAGGAAUCCAGUGAGCAUACUGUCUCCAAGCUGAACCAGGAGAUACGGAUGAUGAGAAACCAGCGAGUACAAUUAAUGCGUCAAAUGAAAGAGGAUGCUGAGAAGUUUAGACAGUGGAAGCAUGAAAAAGACAAAGAAGUAAUCCAGUUAAAAGAACGGGAUCGUAAGAGGCAAUAUGAGCUGCUCAAACUUGAAAGAAACUUCGAGAAACAGUCUAAUGUGCUCAGACGUAAAACUGAAGAGGCCGCAGCUGCCAACAAGCGUCUUAAGGAUGCUCUCCAAAAGCAAAAGGAGGCUGCAGAUAAACGGAAAGAGACUCAAAGCCGUGGGAUGGAAGGCACUGCAGCUCAAAUGAAGAAUUGGCUUGGAAAUGAAAUUGAGGUUAUGGUCAGUACUGAGGAAGCCAAAAGGCAUCUGAAUGACCUUCUUGACCAUAGAAAGAUCCUUGCUCAGGAUGUGGCACAGCUCAAACAAAAAAGAGAAUCUGGAGAGAAUCCACCUCCUAAACUCCGAAGGCGCACAUUCUCACCUGAUGAAGUACGCAGUCAUGAUUCAGAGGCAGAGAGUUCUAUUACAAAGGAGAUUGAAAGCCUAGAGACUGAACUGGAGCUCAGGAGUGCUCAGAUUGCAGACCUACAGCAAAAGCUUCUGGAUGCUGAAAGUGAAGACAGGCCAAAACGGCGCUGGGAGAGUAUUGCCACAAUUCUGGAAGCCAAAUGUGCCAUAAAGUAUUUAAUUGGAGAGCUGGUCUCCUCCAAAAUACAGGUGAGCAAGCUUGAAAGCAGCCUGACUGAGAGCAAAGCCAACUAUAUUGAUGCACAGAAAAUGCGGUAUGAGGAGAAAAAUCAUUUUGCUGAGGUAGCGACAGAGCUAAAAGCAAAGCUGGUCAAAGUGGAGCAACAGCACCAAGAAAAGGUGUUGUACCUUCUCAGUCAGCUGCAACAGUGCCAAAUGACCGAGAAGCAGCUGGAGGAGUCAAUUAGUGAAAAGGAACAGCAGCUGCUGAACACACUCAAGUGUCAGGAUGAAGAGCUUAGAAAGAUGCAAGAAGUGUGUGAGCAAAAUCAGCAGCUUCUCCAAGAAAACAAUGCCAUCAAGCAGAAACUGACCCUCCUCCAAGUAGCCAGCAAAGAGAAACCCCAUCUUAUGAAGAAUAUCCUUCCGUCUCCAGACUCUUCCUUUGAAUAUAUUCCACCUAAGCCCAAACCUUUCCGUGUUAAAGAAAAAUGCCCAGAGCAAAGUUUGACCAUCGAGGAUCUACAGUAUGAUUCAGAGCCUUCUGUGACUGAGCCGGAGAAUGGUGACAAUGAUGACCAUGCUGAUGAGGAGUGGAUUCCAACAAAAUUAGUCAAGGUGUCCAAGAAGAUCACCCAUGGGUGUUCCUGCAAAGGAUGGUGUGGGAACAAGCAGUGUAGAUGCAGAAAGCAAAAGUCACACUGCAAUGUGGCCUGCUGCUGUGACCCCACAAAAUGUCGGAACCGCCAACAGAGUCAGGAUAACCCGGACGCUAUUGAUCAAGCCCAGGAUUCUGAAAACUCCUUCAAACUGGAAGAUCCCACGGAAGUGACUCCAGGAUUAAGCUUCUUCAAACCUGUCUGUGCAACCCCCAAUAGCAAGAUCCUGAAAGAGAUGUGUGUCGUAGAUCAGAUGCUGCUGAAGAAGCCUGCUUCUGUUCCUUCCUCUGACCCCACAGAACUGAAACCUAUAGCAACAGAAUCACAAGAAAAUAAUGCCAUGGGGAAGAAGAAGAAGCGAGUUCUAGCCAGCAAUACCAGCUUCUUCUCUGGUUGCUCUCCUAUCCAGGAAGAGUCCCACUGAGGUUAGGCCAUUGUCUCGUCUGUCUGCCCUGGACAUGCUUUCAGGGUGCAGCACAGAGGGGCAGGGCGUCAAUGACUUCUAUAGCUUUUAGGUCUUGCUGUUGAGAAAAGGAGAAAAGUAUCACUGAAAGGAAGAGGACCUUUGCUGAAAGUCGGUCUUUACUAUCUAAGCCUUCCACUCCCAAACUACUUUUCUUCUCUAGAAGGGCCAAGCCUUCUAUUGGAGAGAGAACCAACUGACCUUGCUGAUGACUCAUGAGGAGCCAGUCCCCAGUACAAUCUAGCUCUCUGUGAGCGGUUCAGUUGUCUCUUCAUGGAGCCAAGGCCAACAUGCUCUUCUCUUGAGGCCAUGUCAGCUUAAUGAAGGAGCCUCAUGCAGGGUGGAGACCUGGUUCAACUCCCUCACUGCACCUCAGGAAUGGGGCUGGGAGCUUUCCUGCUUUAUUCCAACUCUGGAGUUUAAGAAAACUUUUAACUGUCUGUGUUACAGUUCACUCUGUAUGUGAAUGAAAAUUUUAAGUGUUAAGAAAAUAAAGAAACCUUAGCUCAUCUACUGUUUGAGGGAGAUCCUUCUAUGCUAGAAGAAAUAAAAUUCCAACAUGUGUGUGUUCCUCAGCCCCUGAGAAGUCAAUUAAGGAAAUUCAUUACAAUUUCUCCACUGAUCCACAUACUCCCUUAUUCUGGGAAAGCUGCCUAGUUUGUUCAGUGUUUUGUUUUGUUUACAGGGAUAGGGAUUGAGCACAGGGCA
This is a messenger RNA of Acomys russatus (golden spiny mouse), 4808 nucleotides long. RefSeq names its product kinesin family member 4A (gene Kif4a). Gene Ontology annotation, molecular function: microtubule binding; microtubule motor activity; ATP binding. Lineage: Eukaryota; Metazoa; Chordata; Mammalia; Rodentia; Muridae. Gene Ontology annotation, biological process: mitotic spindle organization; microtubule-based movement. The transcript has 30 exons. The coding region runs from base 357 to 4061 and encodes 1234 amino acids. The record is from RefSeq and is a predicted model, not a curated record.